AUGUCGCAGUAUGACUGCAAGAUAGUGUAUGUGCAAGGCGACGUGAAUACUGUUGCUGAUGCGCUGUCAAGAUUGCCAACAGAAACAACCAAAAGCAGCACCCGAGCAGAACGCAAGGCUCCAGGUCCUUGGGAUUUGGACAACGAACCAGACAACACACUGUGCGUCGUGCUUGAACGUCCAGAAGUGUCACCAGCAGACAUAGCAGAGGGUUUGACUGGCCGCCCAGCAGUCGCUGCGACCAAGUUGUCUGUCUCCGCUGACAAGAAGUUUCUGGAAGCUAUCAGAGUGGGCUACAACGAAGACCCGUGGACAAAGAAGAUGAAGUCCGUGAAGAAAGGCAUGGCCGGAAUUUCUGAAAAAGAUGGCCUUUGGUUUCUAGCACAUGACACCUUGGGUCAUUUCGGCACAGACAAGACAUACGGAUCCCUUCGAGACGCAUACUACUGA
Cyclocybe aegerita is the source of this 450-nucleotide messenger RNA. The record is from the annotation of a GenBank genome assembly. Lineage: Eukaryota; Fungi; Basidiomycota; Agaricomycetes; Agaricales; Hemipholiotaceae.